AAGAGAUGAAGCUACAGACGAUCACAUGACCACGGAACUCUGCAUGAAAGAAAUCCAGAACUGUCAAAGGUUAUCAAUGGGUCCCAACUUUGUCGUGUUCUUAGGACAGAAGUACGGAUACAGGCCAAUACCUACCUACAUUUUGACAUCGGAAUUACUGCUGAUAAGAGAAGAGCUAGCAGCUACAGGCCAUGAUCCUACAAUUAUAGACACUUGGUACAGAAAAGAUGCGAAUGCUGUACCUCCAGUCUCUGUUCUCCAACCAAUAUCAUCGAUAUUAAUAAAUUUCAACAAUAAAAGAAUUCCUAAAUUACAAGCUGAAGACCAAGCUAAGUGGUGGGACACUCUGGGAAAAUUCCAAAAACUGUUCAGAAAAGCAGCUGCUUCUUUGAAUCAACAGGGCAAAAUGGAUAAUGACGCUACCCACAAUUAUUUCAUGUCUGUGACCGAACGUGAGGUAAUCAAUGGCGUUUUGAACGUGAAAAACACUAAGAAUCAUUGCUUGGCCUACAUCAGAUACAUCAACAAUAUCAAUCUACAAAACUUGAAGAAGGCUUCCCUGUUCGUAGACAUCAUCAACAGGAGUCUUGAUACAGAAUCUGCAAAACUACUGGGCAAUCUCAGAGACGAAAGAUUGCCAUCAAAAAUUGAAAGCAGUAACUUACAAAAAUAUACAGUAGAAUGGAUAGGAAGAGAAGGACUGGAUCAUGAAACCCACGAAGAUUAUCUGAAGCACUUCAUCACGCAUUUCUACAAAAACAUAGUCAAACUGGUAGACAGGGCGAUGAGGAAAGAAGACUCUAGCGCUCAAGGACAAAUAGUAACGGAGAUACUACAACACUUGCACGCUUGCAACAACUCUGUAAAGGUGUUCUACGGUAGAGAAGACAGCCUGGAACGCAUCCACCAAUACAUGCUGGACGACUCCGACAAAUGUCUCAUACUCUACGGAGAGGGAGGAUGUGGAAAAACUUCUUUGCUGGCCAAAUCGGCAGGAAUGUCCACCAGCAACGACUGGUUUGAAGGUGCCAAGCCAAUCAGCAUCGUCAGAUUUUUGGGAACCACGCCCGAUUCUUCAGCUUUGACGCCUACUUUGAUAUCUAUCUGUCAACAGAUAUCUUACAACUUCAUGUUACCAUUCGACGGUAUACCAGACGAUUUAGUACCAUUGACUGCCCACUUCAAACAACUGAUAACUCUUGCUACCAAAGAACAACCUCUUCUUUUGUUCCUGGAUUCAGUUGAUCAGCUGACUGGCACCCAGGACGCCAACAAAGUGUCAUGGCUACCGACCAGACUACCGCGUCAUUGUAAGAUUUUAGUUUCUUGCGCUUGUGAAGAAACCAAUCCAGAGGUAUCUAGGGAGUAUCACAUCCUCAGAAGGAUGAUAGAUGUUGAAGAAAACUUCAUAGAAGUGAAGGCCUUAGGAGAAGAAUUAGCUAUGAAGGUUAUCAAAAUGUGGAUGCAAACAGCUCACAGAGACCUCACUAACUACCAGUGGCGUUUAGUAUCCAACGCUAUCGACAAAUGCAGCUUACCGAUUUUCGUAAAGCUUGUCUUCGCUGAAAUAUGUAGGUGGCGGAGUUACACCAAAUCCCAGGAAACCCACUUAGCUUCUACAGUUAUGGAUUCGAUCAUGAUGCUAUUCGAAAGAAUCGAAAAACAACAUGGUAGAAUUCUAGUUUUUCACGCUCUAGCAUACAUAACAGCGGCCAAAAGUGGCUUGUCUGAAUCAGAGUUGGAAGAUCUGAUUUCUUUGGACGAUAAAGUACUCGAUGAUGUGUAUCAGUACCAUUUGCCACCGGUCAGAAGAAUUCCACCCCUGUUGUGGACAAGGAUCAGAAACGAUUUGCCGAACUACUUGUCUGAGAGAGAAGCAGAUGGCGUCAGUGUCAUGAAUUGGUACCAUAGACAAUUUCGUGAUACGGCCAAAGAACGCUACUUCAAAAACAUGAAUAUGGCGACGUACUUUCACUCCAUGAUAGCAGAUUACUUUUUGGGUAUUUGGGGAGGCGGCAAACCCAAACCGUUCAAAUACACCGAGAUCCAAAGACACAGGUGAGAUAAUUCAACCUACUGAUUUGCACAUCGGUAUUAUCGAUUGUUUUUUUCAUCCAGGUUUAAUCUGACGGAUAAAGAAGGGGUGGCUGAUAGAAAAGUACCGCUACAACCCCUAGUUUUCUAUUCCAAGGAAGGAAAAGUGUCUAGGUACAAUCUGAGAAAGUUCGGAGAGUUACCAUACCACUUAGUAAGGUCCAGGAGAUUCAAGGAUUUGUAUGACAACGUGUUGUUCAACUACGAAUGGCUAUAUGCUAAGCUGUGCAGUUGUCCCCUUCAAGCACUAUUAGCGGACUAUGAAGAUGCCGGUACCAACAUUGAGGACAAAGAAUCUAAAAGGGAACUUAUGCUUGUUGCCGAUGCCCUGAGACUUGGAGGAGCAGUUUUGGGACAGUACCCCAACAUGUUGGCCCCACAAUUGAUAGGGAGGCUUUUACCCGAAGUGGCACACAACCCGAACAUAAAAAUGCUGGUGAACGAUUGUGACAGUAAGGGUUCGGUGCACUGUGCUCUACUACCAUUGUACCAUUGUUUACAUACACCCGGAGGCCCAUUGAAAUAUUCUUUGGAAGGACACCAGUUCGCUGUAUUUUCAAUAUGUCUGACGUCAGAUUAUCGGUAUGUGGUAUCGAUUUCCAAUAGAUUCAUAACGUGGGACUUGUCAACAAGUGACUUGACGAGAGACGUCAACCCGAACAUAGAAGGAAUAAUGCAACACUUGGUAUUGAGUCCAGACAAUAAGUGGGCCGCGGCUUAUACCAACAACAAUCAGACUGUUCUACUGAAUAUGUUGUCCAGUGAGUUUGUGAUCAUAGACAACCCUCUGCCAGAAGGAUAUACCGUUACAGGGAUAUACCUCCUCAACUAUAAUUUGUUCAUUUUUGGAAACGACAAAUGGGCGAGAUUCGAUAUGAGAGGAAACUUAGAAGAAGAAUAUAACGCACCCUUGGAUUUGACAGAGUGGUCGAUAUUGAAUAUGGAAUAUGACAACAAAGCAGAGUACAGAAUAAUAUUUUGGAAAGGAAACUUAGAUGACGAUAGAAUGACCUUGAGUCUACAUACCAAAGAAGGAGAUUAUGAAUAUCUGGAAUAUCACAGUGGAAUGGUUCUGACAAGAAACAAAAACACCCUGUACGCUUGUACCACCCCUGGAUUAUACAUCAUCACAAAAUACGCUAAAUCAGAAGAUGAAAAAAAAUGGGAAAAAGUUCAAGACUUGCCAAGAACAGUUAACGAUGACACUGAACUGAUACUGCAACUGAAAUUGGACAAAGAUGACUUAUAUCUAUUCGGUACAACAAGUAACGGUUUCGUAAUAUGGGACUUCAACGAAAUCAAAAUCGAUGAAGGGGCUAUAAGCCUAACGUUACCAUAUGGCACAAGAAAUAUAACAACGAAAAUGUUGCAAUCCAACUCUAUAAUACUCAGCGCUCAUAAGAACUACGCCAUCGCAGGUGUAAGGAAAAACUUGUACGUCUGGAGCAUAGAAACAAGGAAGUUAGUGAAAGUACUAGACGCUCAUUUUGGCAGGAUAAUUCAACUCGAGGCCCUUACUAUCGGAAACUGGAACAGCAUUGUCACUUCUUCUAUUGAUAGAACUGCCAAAGUCUGGAACAUCAAUAACAUAUUCGAAACUGUUCACGUAAUAGACAGACAUGAACUCCAAGUGGAUGCUAUAAGCCUUUCAGACAAUUUGAGCUUGGCAGUUACAGCUACGAGAAACUGCGUCGGAGUUUGGGACCUGAGAAUAGGCAAAUUGGUAGCAAAAUUAGCAGACAGCCCUUUAGGAGCCAUAGUGACACAUGCCAUAAUCACACCAGACGGAAAAUACAUCAUUUCGGCUGAGACAGGCAAUAUUCUGAUAUGGCUCCGGCUGACUCAGCAAGUGAUUUUCAAAGAAGAGCAGCCUGGCAUCAGACAACUGACGCUGAUUGAUGGCGGAACGAAAAUCUUGUCGGUCUCAAAGCCUAGCAACCCUCCUGGAACGGAUUUCGUUCGUACCACUGCUACGCUGUGCGUAAGAGAGAUACCGGGUGGUGAAAUGGUGUACAGUUUCGAAUAUCCACUAAGAAGUAUAACGGGUGUCCCAUUCAAACCAGCAGUUGUCACUUCAGAUAAUCUGCACCUGGUAUUAGCUGCGGCAGAUAAGACGAACAGAGACUGUGUCUUAGUCUAUAACGCCCAAACUGGCUCAUUCGUCCAUCGAAUACCACUCAAAAGUAGUAUGAUCAAGGAUAUUGCAGGUUUGGUGGCAAUGCCCCACAAAGGCCACCUUAUAGCAGUUCUAUCCACUGACAAGGGGGCAAUCAUAGACAUCAGAUCAAAGAAACACAUACGUAGUGUACCCAAAUGGGGUGGUUGUAUCACCAAAGAUGGCAAACAUGGUUUGUAUGCCCCCUCAAGAGGAGGGCUAGAACUAAUAGAGCUCAAAAAAGGGCAAACUGUGAAAACUUUCAUUCCAAAAGUAGCUGAAGGAGUUUUCUCUAUUAUAUGCCUGUUCAACAAAACUGACGAGUAUGUUCUUUACUACCACAGUGGUAAAAAAACAUUGAGGGUUUUCCGUACAAACGAUGCAGAAAUGAUAGCUAAUUACAGGGUUCAGGCAGAGCUAACGGCCGUAGAAAGCACCCCAGAUGGAAAAGCCCUAGUUUUGGGUACAAUUGAUGGAUGUGUCUCAGUGUUGGCUAUUGUGGAUACACAAAAAAGUGAUAUGAACGAGUAUUUGGCAGAGAUGCCUUCAAGGGACGAAGGAUGGAAGAAGAAAGUCGAAAAAAUGCGAGCCCAAACAAGAUUCAAAGCUGUUGGGUCCAUCGUGAAAUUAUCAACAAUGUUUUCAAACGAAAAUAAUAACUUGUGUGGGCCUCCUCUGAGUAACAUAACUAAUGAAAAAGAACAAGAAUAGACCAAUGCAGUUUAUUUCUAUGAAACGAUAUUGUUCGGUUGAGGUCGUUGUCGGAAUAAAAAAGUUCUAGUUUUUGUUUCAAUUUUUAUUCGCACAUAAGUAGAUUGGACAACAAAACAUAACCGCGUCGACUUAAAUAAAUAAAAACAUAAAUAAAUAUACUGAUGAUGUUUUAAUACAUUAGAGUGCAUAUACAUCAAAUCACAUUCGAGCUAAAUUUUCCAUCGAAUAUAAGAAAAUCACACUGUAUAGCUUACUAACUGCCGCAACUGGCCUAUUACAACGAAAACCCCAUAAAUUUCCACACUCAACAUUUAUAUAUUUUUUUAUUAUGAAACAUAGAUACCUAAAAUACAUUUACUUUGUUCAGUACUUUGAAGAACUUCAGACUUGAUUUAUCCAGUUUUGGCAUGUGUAUAAAUUUCUGAAAAACAGAAGUGGCACUGCUAGAAAGAACUUUUUUCACAACUAUCUAUAAUAUGCUGUUUCAAAUAAAUGUUCAGAUCUUCAUUGAAUCUUUAAACAUGAUAAAAAAUAGUCAAAGAAGUCAUUUCUAGCAGUACCUACAUUGUACCUUAUCAAUGAAAGCAAAGAAAAGUCCAUUGCACUGUAAAACCGGUAAAGCAAGCUUUGGAAAGACAAUCGAAAAACCGUUUGGUUUGGGGGUCGCAAUAUCGUCACUUCAUUCCACGCAAAUUCACGUCAAUUCAAUCACAAACUUGAAUAUUUCAAUCAUCAGAUGGCGCCAGCUUACAGCCAAAUGUUAGACCACUUGUCAUCUUCAUUUCACGAUUCAUUCAAAUUCCCCUGAUUUUAUCUGCAAAUGUUUGAUGACAUAGAUCUGAUGGUUAAGUGAUCGACGGAGUUGAGUAAAUAAAUCUCAAAUAAUGCUAAUAAUGAAGUAAUUUCUCGGAAAAUAGAAUAGAUGAAAAAAAAUGGAUAAUGAAAGGAUGUCGAGAAUGACAUUAUAUAGGUCUCGUGUACAUGUGUCAGAUGACCGACCCUGGAGGUAAAGUAACCUCACUUCUUGGGUUUGUUUACAAGUUAUUGAAAUAAUUUUUCACAAUGAUUAUUUUGGCAUACGAAUGGUUUUUUUUUUUCAUCAAUUCAAGCAUGCCAUCACAUUGUGCUGAUUUACAAUGCGCAAAAAUACAGUGAAAGAUGAAGACUUUUCAGGAAAAUUGUGAUCUAGAAGUAAUGUAAUCACUAACAUAGUUUUCAAUUGAAACUUUUAUCUGCCGUCUGCCACAUCUGCAAUAGAAGCUAAUACUUCUAAUUGAGUGAAAAUGUAACACACACGACCAUAUUUAGUCAGCAUGUCAGACCAGUCCUCCCGUUUGACAGCGCUUGAAUACACUUGGCCUCAUUUUAGAAACUUCACAAGUCUUUCUAUUAGCUGUUAUUGCAGAAGAAAUCUGAAGAGGAAUGACACAAUUUCAAAAUGAAAGCUGUGUGAGUAACUACCGGAGCUAUUAUUCACCUAUCUCUUACUUCAAUCCUAUGUGAACAAAUAAGAAAAGAGAGGUUGUUUUACUAUUAGAGGUAUUCCAGGUCUCCGUAUUUUCUUCCCAAAUCAAACUAUAAUGCAUACACUAUUAUUCAUGGAUUAUUCUGCUGCUGGUCAAUAUUAAGGAGGAAAAGUAUAAGUAUUAAGUAUUAUACUCGUAAAAAAUAUUACUUUGUAAAUCUGUAGAACCCUGUAUAUCUGAAAAAAUAGCGAUUCUGGACCACUGUAAUGGGCCCUCCUGAAUGCAAUUUUGAUUUGGUAAAAGAAAGAGCAUUUUGUGAUUCUGUACAUCACAAUCAGUAUUUAUUCAAAGUGUUUUCAAAUAUGAGACAUUUGACAAGAAAUCAUUUUGAUAAAAAUUGCAAUAUAAACGAAGAUAAUAUCAACUGUUUCAGUUUCUAUUGUGUUUGCUAAUAAUAGCAACAACAUUUCAUCUUGGAAUAAACGUAUCGACAUUGACAACACCUUGUAAACAGCGAUAAACAAUUCAGUUCCGUAAUCUCUGCACCCAUCAAUUCACACUACAAAGAUUUCCUUAGUUUUUGACACUCAAAGCUCUGGAUUACAUUUUUAUUAAAUAUGAGUUGAUAUUAACACACUUUUCAAAAAUUGUACUAUUGGAUGUUUGCAUUCUACAACACCUAUUUUCAAUAACAUUAUUUCAUAUCGCUAUAUUUCAUCACUCGAUAGUUACCGUUGAAUGUGUGGAAACGACUCAAUUACAUCAGGUAUCUAGAUAUACUUAGAUCGUUUCAGAGUGAUUUUUUUCACUAUGAAAAUGCCAUUUGGAAUCUCGCGCAUUUAUUCGGAAGCAUUUUAGUUGUGCUCGAAGUUUCUCAAAUUGUUAUUGUUAGACACAGACUUUUUCAGAACCUUAGUGGCACCUACCAACAUCAAGUAGAACCAGUAGAUUUGAGGUAACAAUAAAAUUGCUAUGCUUAUGAGACAACCUCUCGGAAGAGUAUGGAGU
Molecule: messenger RNA, 7437 nt
Organism: Phaedon cochleariae (mustard beetle)
Lineage: Eukaryota; Metazoa; Arthropoda; Insecta; Coleoptera; Chrysomelidae
Source: the annotation of a GenBank genome assembly